Molecule: messenger RNA, 2711 nt
Organism: Dermacentor andersoni
Lineage: Eukaryota; Metazoa; Arthropoda; Arachnida; Ixodida; Ixodidae
Gene: wrd
Product: Protein phosphatase regulatory B subunit well-rounded
Biological process (GO): signal transduction; protein dephosphorylation
Cellular component (GO): cytosol; nucleus; protein phosphatase type 2A complex
Molecular function (GO): protein phosphatase activator activity
Source: RefSeq, a predicted model, not a curated record
UGCGCCCUCCGGACCUAUCGCGUCAGUUGUUGGUAGUCGCACACUCGCUGGCGGGUGUCGAGUACGUAUACACUGCUCCCUUGAAAAGUUUGCCCUUCGCCCGAUGGCGCGUGAACCGUUAAUAAAAUAAUGCCUAAUCGGACUGACAAAGACAAGGUGCCUGCGAAAAACAGCUCCGGUGUGACGGCCAAGAAUGGCAGCGGCAAAGACGCGGUCGACGGCGCCGACGAGGUGAGCCAGGCCUGCAACAACACCAGCGGUGCCGUACACGCCAACAGCAACGGCGCAGGUGGUACAGCGGGCACGGCAGCGGCGCGGGCUGGAGGACCCAAGUCGGCUCCUCCGCCCGCAAACCUGGUGGCAAAGUGCAAGCUGGCUGGCGCCGUGGUGCCCACAGCCCCGGGCAGCGGUAUGCGCAAGGAGAAGCGCCAGAACUCGUCGCGCUUCAACGUGAGCCACAACCGCGAGCUCCAGAAGCUGCCCGCGCUCAAGGACGCACCGCUGGGUGAGCGCGAGGACCUGCUUAUUCAGAAAAUCCGACAGUGCUGUGUGCUGUUUGACUUCGUGACCGACCCCCUGUCAGACCUCAAGUGGAAGGAGGUGAAACGUGCAGCUUUGCACGAGAUGGUUGAGUACAUCACCUCUCAGCGUGGUGUGCUGACGGAGCCGAUCUAUCCCGAGAUGAUCCACAUGUUCGGCGUCAACGUGUUCCGCACGUUGCCACCCUCGUCCAAUCCUAACGGUGCAGAAUUCGACCCCGAGGAGGACGAGCCAACGCUCGAGGCGGCGUGGCCGCACCUCCAGCUUGUCUAUGAGCUGUUUCUGCGGUUUCUCGAGAGCCCAGACUUCCAGCCUGCGCUGGCCAAGCGGCAUUUGGACCAGCGGUUUGUGCUGCAGCUGUUGGAUCUGUUUGACUCAGAGGACCCCCGCGAGCGUGACUUCCUGAAGACGACGCUGCAUCGAAUAUACGGCAAGUUCCUAGGGCUGCGGGCAUAUGUGCGCAAGCAGGUGAACCACAUGUUCUACCGUUUCAUUUACGAGACAGAGCACCAUAACGGUGUUGCUGAGCUACUCGAGAUCCUCGGCUCCAUAAUCAAUGGCUUCGCGCUGCCCCUCAAGGAGGAGCACAAGUUGUUCCUGCUGCGUGUGCUAAUGCCGCUGCAUAAGGUCAAGUCGCUGAGUGUGUACCACCCGCAGCUGGCCUACUGCGUUGUCCAGUUCCUCGAGAAAGAGCCGAGCCUGACAGAGCCGGUGAUCCUGGCCCUGCUCAAGUUCUGGCCAAAGGUGCACUCGCCCAAGGAGGUGAUGUUCCUCAACGAGCUCGAGGAAAUCCUGGACGUCAUUGAGCCAGCUGAGUUUGCCAAGGUGAUGGUGCCGCUCUUCCGGCAGCUGGCACGCUGCGUUUCCUCGCCCCACUUCCAGGUGGCCGAGCGAGCCCUCUACUACUGGAACAAUGAGUACAUCAUGAGCCUGGUCAGCGACAAUGCGGCGACGUUGUUACCCAUAGUGUUCCCGGCGCUGUACAAAAACUCCAAAGCUCACUGGAACAAGACCAUCUAUGGCCUUGUGUACAAUGCCCUCAAACUGCUCAUGGAGAUGAACCAGAAGCUGUUCGACGACUGCGUCCAAAACUACCGCCAGGAGCGCCACAAUGAGAAAAUGCGCCUGCGGGAGCGGGAGGACGCCUGGAACCGGAUAGAGAGUCUAGCCGAGAAAAAUCCUCAGCGCACUGUGGUUGUGCAGUUCCACAUAGUGAAGCCCGAGCUAGGUACCACAAGCCCGGCCCUUGAAAGCCCACCGGAAGACGACGACAUGCUCUACGACAGGCUGGAAAGCCAGGCCAAGGAGGUGACUACAACCUUGGCCAGCAAGAAGGAGAAGCCCCUGCUGCGGCGCAAGUCGGAGCUCCCGUUGGACUCGCUCACGCUCAAGGCCCUGAGCGACCACAAGAGGGCCGACCAGCUGCUGGCACCACCUGAUGCCCCACUCUGAUGACUGCGCCCAUCACCGGCUUAUUUAUUUGCCUUUAUUUUUGUACGCCCUCCAGCAAAGAAAAGGCGCCUCGCUGGCCAAGGCCACACUUAGGAGGGAGGCUCAGAGGACCAGAUGCUGACUAGCAGACGACGGAGGAGCUUCUCUCCAUCCCCAAACUCUAGGCACGAUCGCGCAUUUCCAAUAGAGUCGUUGAAACCUGACCCGUGCUGUUCGCUCAACAGGCCCUUGUGGUCUGUGCCUCUCACGGUGGCAACACAGCAGCGUGUGGUGUCUGGUACCGUCACGACCGUCAAGUCUCCUUAGGGGCAAUCCACAAGCGCGAGCACUGCUGCAUGCGCGACCUAGUCUUGGUUGCAGUGCUUAGGCUUAACUAAGAUCUUCCUGUUUCUCUCCAUUUCCUGUUGGGUGUGGUUGUGCAGCACUGAACUUUAAAUGAGUUUUCGUGUGCGCUCAUUUCUGCGACGGAAUAGUCGGGUUAGUGCCUGUCGCAUGUGCCUGACGUCGGGCCUUGCGUAACACAGUAGACAUGCACCGAGUUGUUCACUGCUUGGCACCACACCCCCUGUUGUGUUGCUGCUUGAAAAGACAGCGCCAUCGGAGCGACAGGACAUGGGACAACAAGUUGCCCACAGCUGUUUUGAACGUCGCAUGACGUUAGGGCAGCACAGGCAUAAUGCCUAGCUCUUGUGAGUUGAAUAAAGAAUGUCGAUAAUCUC